CUAAUGCACAAAAUAAAAAAUCAAAUGCUGAAAACUCAACUGCAAAAAAAUAUAGAUGUGUGAGUUCUAGUAAAAAGAAAUCCAAAAAAGUUAUUACAAUUUCUGAUUCAGAGGAUAAUUGCGAUGAUGAUGAAAAUGGCAAGGAAAAUAAUCCUACAAAUUUAAAUUUCAAUGAACUUGAAUAUCAAAAAAAAAAUUAG
Molecule: messenger RNA, 200 nt
Organism: Funneliformis caledonium
Lineage: Eukaryota; Fungi; Glomeromycota; Glomeromycetes; Glomerales; Glomeraceae
Source: the annotation of a GenBank genome assembly